AUGUAUUCUCCCAAACGGGUCAAGUUGAAUCUAACAAACGGAAUGAGGAAACGACCGGAAACGGAGGAGAAUCGCGGAGAGCUCUAUCCACCGACAGCGAUGGCACGCAACGGUAUCAGUCCGUAUUUCAUCGGGAAGCCUCGACGGAAAAUCGUGGGAGAUCAUAAAGCUUCAGAAGCAGGUCCACCGCCUCCGUUCCCGUUGAAACCGAAACGAAAAGAGCCGGAUGACGAUCCCGAAAGUAUUGUUAUCGAUGAAGACGACGAGGAAGACGAACCAGCACCUCAAGUCGAGAAGCGAGAGCCUAAAAAGACCCACAACCGCCCGUUUUUCGGCGAGAAGAGCAGUCUAACCGCCACGGAACUAGAAACCGCGAAAAAAGAAGAGGUCGUCAAGAAAAAGGAUCCGUUCACAAUGCGAGGAUUCGACUUUGGAAGCGACGAGAAAGUCGUCAAAAUACGCGACAAAAUUUGUGAUAUCGUUGAUCCGACGGGCGCAAGAAGGUCAGAUCCGGCGUUUAUUCAACAAAUGCACAGUAAUACGUUGAAAGGCAUCGAGGUGGCAACGAAUCCGAAAUUUAAGCAGAAAAGAACCGCUAACAACAAGAAUCGAGCAGCUAUCGGAUCUACACUGGGCACUAUAUAUCCAAAUUUCCUGACCGCCAGUGGCCAAGAGCCGCAGAAGAGCAAGUUUCAAAUUCCACUGGACCGUCAAUCCAGCUCUCAAUCCAACCACUCCCAACCGAUUCGAAAAACGCUACCAGAGAUCCCAAGACGAUGUUCCAAUUCGCUGGUUAAAAAAGCGAUGGGGAUGGAUACGGAUGGCGGGGGGAAGGAUGAGAGAAUGGAUGGAUUGAGGUCAGAGCCCACGCUGAAGCAUUUCGAUGAGAAUAUUAUCUCGUUGAUCGAGUCGGAAAUCAUGUCGGUGAAUAAUCAAAUCGGAUGGGCUGAUGUGGCUGGGUUGGAGGGCGCGAAGAAGGCGUUGAAGGAGAUUGUCGUGCUGCCGUUUCAGAGACCUGACAUCUUCACUGGACUCCGUGCUCCACCGAAAGGCGUCCUCCUUUUUGGACCACCUGGAACCGGAAAAACAAUGAUAGGACGUUGUGUAGCAUCCCAAGCUCAAGCCACCUUCUUCAACAUCUCCGCAUCCUCAUUAACCUCGAAAUGGGUCGGUGAGGGUGAGAAACUGGUCCGUGCGCUGUUCUCAGUGGCUCGAUUGAAACUCCCCAGCGUUAUUUUCAUCGAUGAAAUUGAUUCGUUGCUAUCGGCGAGAUCAGAAUCAGAGCAUGAGUCUUCUAGAAGGAUCAAAACGGAGUUUCUGGUUCAGCUGGAUGGUGUGAAUACUGCUCCGGAUGAGAGGUUGUUGGUGUUAGGAGCCACGAAUCGACCACAAGAAUUGGAUGAAGCGGCGAGGCGAAGAUUUCAGAAGCGAUUGUACAUUGCCCUUCCAGAACCGGAUUCUCGUACACAAAUUGUUGAAAACCUGUUGCGAGGCACUCGUCACGAGAUCACGGAUCACAAUUUGGAGAAGAUUCGAAGGCUUACAGAUGGCUAUUCUGGAGCCGACAUGCGUCAGUUGUGUACAGAAGCAGCGAUGGGACCGAUUCGAGAGAUUGGAGAUCAAAUUGCGACGAUUAAUAAGGAUGAUAUCCGCGCUGUAACGGUCGCCGAUUUCACGGAAGCGGCUCGUGUCGUCCGUCCGACGGUCGACGACUCCCAGCUGGAUGCCUACGCAGCCUGGGAUAAGAAGUUCGGAUGUCUACCACCGCCACUUUGA
Molecule: messenger RNA, 1776 nt
Organism: Caenorhabditis briggsae
Lineage: Eukaryota; Metazoa; Nematoda; Chromadorea; Rhabditida; Rhabditidae
Gene: Cbr-figl-1
Product: Protein CBR-FIGL-1
Exons: 4
Coding region: 1-1776 (591 amino acids)
Molecular function (GO): ATP hydrolysis activity; ATP binding; microtubule severing ATPase activity
Source: RefSeq, a predicted model, not a curated record